UAACAAAAAAAAAAGUCAAUUGAAAAAAUAAAUUAUGUCAUUAGCUAUUGAAUGCGGUGCCACACAUACAGUGGCCAUCUUUGUAGAUGAAAAUGAAACCACCAAUGAAGACAACAAUAACAAAAAGUCGGACAAUAAGACAACUAAACAACAGAUGAAACGAUUUCAUUUCGGUGCCGCAAACUAUAAGCUAUUAAAACCAUUACAGUUGGAAGCGUUUCUCCAGGAGAUCAAGUCGACCACUGCUGGCUAUACCAUCCAGAGGAUUGCCAUCGGAAUGCCCGGCAUUAUAGCUGAUCCCGACAAAAAGGCUUUAAGCAGAGUUGUUAGCAAAGUUUGGCCAAAUCUAAGCCAUGUUUGGGUCGGCAACGAUACGGACACAGCUUUAGCCUGUAUUGACGACACAAAAUAUGCUAUCAAAUGUAUAGUCAUAUCGGGCACUGGGUCGUGUUGUUACGGAAACAAUGGUCACAAAACGGUCAAAAUUGGAGGACACGGACAUAUAAUUGGCGAUAGGGGUUCUGGAUAUGCUAUCUCUCAUAUGGCAUUGAGAGAGGCUUUAAAAGAUUUUGAAUACAAUCACUACUCCACUGAUACUACUGAUACUAACGGUGACACUCAAGAUAAGGCUCACGAAGACAAGGAUAUACUAUUGAAUUGUUUACUAAAACAUUUGAAUCUGAAAUCCGUCUACGAAUUGGUCGGCUGGAGUAUCGUAGCCUCGAAGGCCGAAUUGGCCGACUUGGCUCAUGUAGUCAUCCGGCAGUUUACUAUUGGCAAUCGUAUUGCACGUCAGGUUAUCGAACAGGCCGUCGACGAUCUGGUCAACGAUAUCAAGUGCCUGACUAGUCAGCUGAGGAGGAAUGUCAGCAGCCAUAGCCAUGACAGCACCAAUGAGUCCAUUCAGAUUGGAUUUACUGGUAGUCUAUUGACACGGAGUGAAAUAUUUUCCAAACUAGUACUACAAAAACUGAAACAAAAUGUCAAAAAUAUUGAUGUACUAGUGCUGAGAGAUACAGUAAUGGGUGCCUUGAAAAUGAUUAGUCCAACUAAUCAGGACAUUGGCGAUAGUGGUCUACAAAACGGUGAUUCAGUUGUUAAUCAUAUGUCUAGAGAACAGUUGGAACAAUUGGUUCUGCCGGUGGCCACAUCGCUAUCGUUGACCGAACAGCGAAACCAGAGAUCCAGAAAUUUGCACGAAAUGCCUGUCGCGGAUGCAAUUGAACUGAUGAUCAGCGAAGAGACGGAAAAAUUUCAGGCAAUUGGCCAACAAAUUAAGUCAAUCGAAGUGUUAGUCAAUAGGAUAACCGAAUCGUUCAAAAAUAAUGGCCGACUAUUCUAUGUCGGCUCAGGUACUAGUGGCCGGUUAGGUAUACUCGAUGCCAGCGAAUGUCCGCCAACUUUUUCCUGUCCAUCAUAUCUAGUUCAAGGUAUUAUAGCCGGCGGUAACAAAGCUAUACAUACGUCAGUCGAAGGCGCCGAAGACUCGAUCAUCGAUGGUAUCAAUGCUAUCGAUGAUAAACAUAUUACCGAUAAGGAUGUUGUCAUAGGUAUUGCCGCCUGUGGUCGGACACCAUUUGUUUGGGGCGCACUGUACGCGGCCCGCAAUCAUAAAGCCUAUACAUGUCUACUUUGUUUCAAUCCGAACAUCCAGUCCCGACUCGACCUCGAUCUAGUGAUAGCUGUACCGACGGGUCCCGAAAUUCUGACCGGCAGUACCCGUCUGAAGGCCGGUUCGGCUACCAAAUGCAUACUGAAUAUGUUAACAACACUGUCGAUGGUCCAGUUGGGCAAAUGUUUUGAAAAUCUAAUGGUCGACCUCAAGCCAUCCAAUGAUAAGCUCCGGGAUAGAGCCUUACGGAUCAGUUUAAUACUAUUGAAUGACAAUCAGGUGUCAGAUAGUGAUGUUAAACAAUGUUUAUUGAAAAACAAUUAUGACAUCAAAAAGACAGUCAUUGAGUUAAGACAAACCAAACAACCAAUUAUUGCUUAA
Oppia nitens is the source of this 1993-nucleotide messenger RNA. RefSeq lists its product as uncharacterized. The record is from RefSeq and is a predicted model, not a curated record. NCBI's taxonomy places the organism in Eukaryota, Metazoa, Arthropoda, Arachnida, Sarcoptiformes, Oppiidae. The transcript is spliced from 6 exons. The coding region runs from base 35 to 1993 and encodes 652 amino acids. Gene Ontology annotation, biological process: amino sugar catabolic process; peptidoglycan turnover. Gene Ontology annotation, molecular function: carbon-oxygen lyase activity; ether hydrolase activity; carbohydrate derivative binding.